Molecule: messenger RNA, 1137 nt
Organism: Bombina bombina (fire-bellied toad)
Lineage: Eukaryota; Metazoa; Chordata; Amphibia; Anura; Bombinatoridae
Product: transcobalamin-2-like
Exons: 8
Coding region: 16-987 (323 amino acids)
Biological process (GO): cobalamin transport
Molecular function (GO): cobalamin binding
Source: RefSeq, a predicted model, not a curated record
UGCAAUUUCAUACAUAUGCAGGUCAUGGCUCGCAUUUGGCCAGUUUUGUUGGUGGUAUUGCAGUAUUUCAGUGUGCCGGUGGAUGUAUGCCAAAUUCCAGAGGAAAAUACACGCUUGACUCAGUCUUUGAAUCUAAAACUGUUGAGGUCUACACUUGAUGUUUCUGCUGAGCCCAACCCUAGUGUCUAUGUUGGACUUCGUCUCUCUGAUGAUCAUAGCCUGGUGAGAGAGGAAGAGUAUCUUGAAAGGCUGAAGGUGUCUCUUAAGACCAUUACAAGCACAAAAGGACAAGACCAAGAGAAGUUAAGUACAGGAAUUCUAGCACUUCAUUUAUUGGCAAUGAAGUCUUCAUGUGAGGACAUGAAUACUCCAGAAAGAAAGAAGCUCAUCACGCAACUUAAACGCAAACUUCACGAUGAGAAGACACAUCUAGUUUCCCACAACAAUCUCAUUUCCAAUCACUACCAGUACAGUUUAGGGAUUCUCACGCUGUGCGUUAAUGACAAGAAGGUGGAUAAUCAUGUGGUUUAUCAUCUUCUACAAGAAGAAUUGAAUAAUAAAUUUGUCCAUGGCGACACAAUCUCCAUAGAUACAGAGGCUAUGGCAGGUCUAGCCUUCCUGUGUUUGAAGCGUUCCAAGCUGUACACUGCAGACUUGAUGGUAAAAAUCAGGAAUGGAAUCACAAAUAUCAAGCAAAAGAUUAUAAACUCCAAAAACACAGAUGGAUCCUUAGGAAACAUUUACAGCACUCCCCUUGCUGUGCAAUUCCUCUCUGCUUUGGGAACUUCAAAUGAUGAGAAAGAAUGUUCCCAAGCAAUUGGUGCACUACUGGAUGCAAUGAAAAAGGGACAGUUCUCUAAUCCUAUGAUGAUGUCACAGCUAAUGCCUGUUUUGCACCAAAAGUCUUAUUUGGAUGUUACAAAAACAGAUUGUACCAUCAACAAAAGCACUCUGUAUAUAAACCUAAGUUUCUGGUACACUACCUGAUGUUCCUGUGGGAGAAGGCACCAUUAAUGUUUUCUUAACAUUGGAAAAGUCCUCAGAUCUGGUGCAGGAAUUCACACAGUCUAUUGAUGUCCCAGUACAAUCAUCUCUUCUGGACAUCUUGAAAACCGCACAAAAGCAGAAUUCCACAUU